Molecule: messenger RNA, 822 nt
Organism: Toxoplasma gondii ME49
Lineage: Eukaryota; Apicomplexa; Conoidasida; Eucoccidiorida; Sarcocystidae
Exons: 3
Coding region: 1-822 (273 amino acids)
Source: RefSeq, a predicted model, not a curated record
AUGUACAUCAUGAGAGUUCAAAGUGAGAUGUCGAAAGAGACGCAGCGAGAAAAACAAAGCACAGAACCAUCGGCGUCAUUUCAGUCAGUGCCGAAUCUUCACUUCACUGGGAUCUCAAAGUGCCUGACUGUUGAGACACUCAUUUCAGGUCAACUGAAGGGAUCACAGUUGGGUCCUGUGCGCAGGCCAGGAAGCCGGGUCAGACUUGAAAGAGUGCGGAAACCUGAAGGGAGAAUGAGCGUUGCAUGGUCCACUGGAGAAAGGCGAAGAGCAGCAAGAGGAAGAACAAGUGAUGAUCGAGAUGCCACGACAAAACGACCCUCGAGAAAGCAAGUAAAACCUUUUCGAUCACCCGUGGCUUCAAAGAGUGUUCUUAGCCCGUCCGUCUUGCAGCUGUAUCAUGGCUUCCCGAUGCUCCCCAAAACCCACUUUAUUUUACCUACAACGGGGAAUGUACGAAUGUUGGAAGACAAGCAUUAUCUGGACAGAAACUUUGGUUUCUGGAUUCAUCGAGCCUCACAAACUCGAAUGCCGACGGCAUCUGGCAGCGGACAGGGGAACUCUUCACAUCAGCCUCACGACAGGUUGCAGUUUCAAGGACUCUUCUUCGUUGAAGUACCUUGCGACCUUUUUACGGAACGUGUUGCCGUUAGAGGUUCGGGUGAACUCGCUCGUGUCAACGAAGCAAUGUCUCAGACAACAUUGGCGGAACAAGCCACAAGGACAUCUCCGACCAGUUCGCUUCCCAGAACAGUUCAAGAAACAGUCCGUCAACAGUGCAAGUGCUUGCGAACACAUGAACGCCACCACCUCGGGACUUGA